AUGAAUACUAAUUUUAGCGGACCGAAGCUUUUUACAUUUGUUCUUUCUCGAGAACAUGGUUUGGCUGCUGGAGUAGCUAUAUCAUCAUGGUUCGCCUUGCAAUACAUGGGCAUGGGUGUAAUGAAAGCACGAAAACAAUACAAUGUCGAAUAUCCAAAACUCUACGCCAGUGAGUCAGAUCCGAAUGGAAAGAAGUUCAAUUGUGUGCAACGCGGCCAUCAAAAUACCUUAGAAGUCUAUCCUGAGUUUCUUCUCAUGUUAGGCCUAGGUUCAAUUCGAUAUCCACUUAUAUCGUCAAUCGGUGGAGCCAUUUGGUUACUUGGACGAAUAGUCUUUUUUCAAGGUUAUUCAACUGGUCAACCUGAGAAACGUCGUUAUGGUUCAUUUGCUUGGACGACUGUAACAGUUGUAGCUUCUGAAAAUCAACAGAGGAAUAGUUCCUCUUAUACUUAUCCGCAGCUGAACCAUCACCAACAUUAUGUAUCUGAUGACGAACGUCUGGCCGGUUUCGAGAAGUUUAUUCGUCGUUACGAAAUUAAUGCUACUUUUGCUUCGAAAUUACGUGGUUUAGAUGGAUAUGAAAUUGUUGUAAUUUGUGAUGACUCCGGAUCAAUGAAUACUGAACUCAGUGAUGUCUCUGGCCCCUACGGUCAAGCUCCAACACGCUGGGAUGAAUUGAAACACACUGUAUCGAUUGUCGUCGAUCUUGCUAGUGUACUUGAUCCUGAUGGUGUUGACAUUUAUUUUCUUAAUCGUGCACCCAUAUUCAACGUUCGUAGUUCACAAGAACUGAUUCCGUCAUUUUCUAUUCCACCUGAAGGUCCAACGCCGAUUGUCUCAGUUCUACGACAAGUCCUUCGCGACAAGGAAAAACAGAUUGCUGAAAGAAAGUUGUUAGUUCUUCUCGCAACUGACGGAGUUCCGACAGACAAGCAGGGUCAUGCAAAUAUUGAUGAACUAAGACGAGUUCUCAAAUACGAACGCUCUUCAACCGAACGAAUUCCAGUGACAAUUAUUGCUUGCACAGAUGAUGAUGAAUGUAUGUCAUACUUGAACGACUGGGAUGUAACUAUUCCAAAUCUGGAUGUAGUCGAUGAUUAUAAGAGUGAAAAGAAGCAGAUUUUAGCUUGCCAGAAGCAAUCUUUUCCAUUUAGUUUCGGCGACUAUGUGGUAAAGAUUAUGAUGGGUGGUGUGGAUGAAUGGUUCGAUCAAUUGGAUGAGAAGAGGGUGUCAUUGGAUAAUUAUGGACGGUACGGACUCAAUACACCAACGCAAGGGAGAGGCUCAAGUCAAUACGCAUCAACGAAGUCACCCUAUACGUCACAACCAGUAACAUCAAAACAGAACCCUAAUUUCUAUUGA
Molecule: messenger RNA, 1362 nt
Organism: Adineta ricciae
Lineage: Eukaryota; Metazoa; Rotifera; Eurotatoria; Adinetida; Adinetidae
Source: the annotation of a GenBank genome assembly